This is a messenger RNA of Corticium candelabrum, 853 nucleotides long. RefSeq lists its product as uncharacterized. Bases 11 to 706 code for a protein of 231 amino acids. The transcript has 2 exons. The record is from RefSeq and is a predicted model, not a curated record. Gene Ontology annotation, molecular function: lysozyme activity. NCBI's taxonomy places the organism in Eukaryota, Metazoa, Porifera, Homoscleromorpha, Homosclerophorida, Plakinidae.
ACCACGUGUCAUGCGCAUCAAACCAGCAGCUCUUCGUGCACUCAUCUCAAUCCGAUCUUCUAGUAUGUUGGCUUUUAUGGUUUUUGCAAUGAUGCUUAGUUUGUUCAAUGGAUGCUGGGGAUCCUCAGAGAGCACAGAAACUUGCGACUUCACCUCGUUUUCACUUAUAGAUAUAUACAAUAAAAUAGCUCAAGCAAAAGUUAUUCCUGACUUCGAGGGCAAUCGUAAGAAAGCCUACUUUGUGGGAGACGAUCGUGAAAAUCCUACCAUCGGAAUUGGUUUCAACCUUGGCCGUCCCGGUGCAAGAAAGGAUUUUGAAACCGUACUAACUGACCGUGAUUUUGAUGCUGUAAAAAAUGGAAGGGAAGAGCUAACGGAAGAAGAAAUACUCGCACUCUAUUUUUUCGACAUUAAAAAGCACACUGAUCGGGCAAGAGGCAAAAUUCAACAAUUUGACACAUUUCCUGUCUACGUUCAAACCGCAUUGGUAAACGCAUUCUUUAGAGCAGAUAUUGGCCCCAAAACUAUUGCUCUAAUCAACAACGAAAGAUGGGACGAUGUAGCUAGCGAAUACCUAAACCACAAAGAAUAUCAAGAGGCAGACGAAAGGGGCCGUCCCGGAGUUAAGAAAAGAAUGAAUUUUAAUGCAGAUGAAUUCAGGAAAUACGCCGAGGAACUAAAGAAAAAGAAAAACCAAAAGAAAUAAGAAGGAAAAAGUAGCGCUUGAACAGUCAGCACAGUUUAAAUCCUGUGGGUAAUUUCUUGAGACUCUUUUGCACUUUCAAUUUGGUUGUAAUUGUUUAAGACAAAUUAUGUGUUGUUUGUUGAGCUGUUCAGAACGCUUAGAUGAAUU